AUGGAUCCAUACACCGAAGCCGCCAUCAAUUUACAGCCUCCCAACGGCAGACCCGUGCACAAGGACGAUUGUGCAUACUCCUUCGACACUCCCGAUCUUCAAGGCGGACUCGAUGUCUGUCUCAGCUGUUUCCAAGCCUCUUCAGCCCACGCCAACCAGGACUACACAAAGCUCCAUUUCGAUAACACUGGCCAUUCGUACUUUGCAACCGUGCACAAGAAGCGCAAGGCCAAGGCUCGAUCCGACGAGAAUGCGCCCAAACGUUUGGCCAUUGAGGCCCACAAGGAGGAGGAUGACUGGGACACUCAGUGGGGAGUCAAGCUGGUGACGGCUGUGGGCUCGGAGAAGCUGGACGAGACCCGAGAGCCUUUCCCGGAACUUCUGGCUGCGGUGGAGAAUGCCGAAUCGUUUGCUGCUCGUUCGGAGGUUGCUGCCUGGGAGAACGAGAUCGUUUCCUGUGAACACACCCGCAACCUGAAUCAGUCUGCCGCACCUGAUCUUAAUUUCUCUGCUCCCCAUUGCGCCCAGUGCGAUCUCAAGGAGAACUUGUGGCUGUGCCUGGAUUGUGGAGCAAUUGGAUGUGGACGAGCACAAUUUGGAGGAGUGGCUGGAAACACCCAUGCUCUGGCCCACUCCGAGACCACUGGCCAUGGAGUGGCUGUCAAGCUUGGAUCCAUCACAGCCCACUCUGCCGACGUCUACUGCUACAUUUGUAACGACGAACGGCAGGAUCCUGAGCUCCGAAAGCACCUGUCCCAUUUCGGAAUCCAGAUUGACGACCUUCAAAAGACAGAAAAAUCUAUGACGGAGCUCCAAAUUGAACAGAAUUACACGUGGCAGUUCUCCAUGGAGAAUGAGUCCGGUGAGAUCAAGCCUGUGUUUGGACCUGGACUUACAGGCAUGAACAACCUCGGAAACUCGUGCUACCUCAAUUCGGCCAUGCAAGUGAUAUUCUCUCUACCCGCGUUCCAGAAGCAGUUCAACGUGCCUCAGCAGUUCAUUGCUGACCCUAUUAACUCUCAUGUGACACAGUUUAGAAAACUGGCCGACGGUCUGUUGUCUGGACGGUACGCCGUGCCUGAUGUUUACGAUGACUCAGAGGUGUCGUAUCAGAGGGGUAUCCGACCUUUCGCAUUGAAGACUCUGCUGGGUAAGGGCCACCCCGAAUUCUCUACCAACCGACAGCAGGAUGCCUUUGAGUUCUGGGCUCAUGUGACGGACAUUAUUGACAACAAGAUUGAAGGAGGUAGAGCCCUGACUGAUAUCUUCCGAUUCCAGACCGAAAAGCGACUCCAGUGCCUUUCUUGUAACAAGGUGCGGUACACCAAGGAAGCCCAGGAAAACCUCAGCGUGCCAGUUCCCAUAAGAGAGAAGGGAGAGCAGGAUGGAAAGACCGUUUACGAAGACGUGGAACUGUCUGAAUGCCUUAUUAAAUACACUGGAGCCCAGACCACCGAUUACUCGUGCAAAUGUGGUGGCAAGGAGGCCUCUGUGUCCAACAAGUUUGCAUCUCUGCCUGAUGUUCUUGUUCUGAAUUCAACCAGGUUCCAGAUCAAGAAUUGGGUGCCCAUGAAGGUCGAUGUCAAUCUCAAUGUCGACGAGAACCUCAAUCUAGACGAUUACAUUUCGCCUGGUAAGCAGGACAACGAGGAGGAGCUUCCCGAAGACGAGGCAGGCGAGGGAAACUCGUCUGGAUGGACCGCUAAUGAGACAGCAGUCGAGAUUCUUUCGGCAAUGGGAUUCCCUACUGUUCGAUGUGAGAAGGCUCUUUACCAUACCGGUAACUCCGAUCCCGAUGCUGCCAUGAACUGGCUGUUUUCGCACAUGGAGGAUGCGGAUAUCGACGAACCUUUGGUUAUCGACUCCUCUGUUCCUAGCAGUGGCUCCACCGACAACUCUGCUGCCAUAGCUCAGGUUGCAGAGAUGGGUUUCACUCCCAACCAAGCCAGAAAGGCCCUUCGAGAGUGUUCAGGAAACGUGGAGAUGGCUGUAGCUUGGCUUUUUGAGAAUCCUGCAGACGAGGGAGAGGAGGAAUCUGCAGCUGUCGCAACCGAGGUAGCCUCGUCUGGUCCUGUUGGUUAUACUGAGAAGCCACACAAUUACGAGCUGACAGGCAUCAUCUGCCACAAGGGUACUUCUGUUCACGCUGGUCACUACGUUGCUUACGUGAAGAAAGAUGGAAAAUGGAUCCUUUUCAACGAUGAGAAGGUGGUUUCUUCCUCUGUUGAAGACAUGAAGAAGCUGGCAUACGUCUAUGUGUUCCAGCGAGUUAGUGCAUAA
Molecule: messenger RNA, 2280 nt
Organism: Yarrowia lipolytica CLIB122
Lineage: Eukaryota; Fungi; Ascomycota; Dipodascomycetes; Dipodascales
Biological process (GO): protein deubiquitination
Molecular function (GO): zinc ion binding; cysteine-type deubiquitinase activity; protein binding
Source: RefSeq, a predicted model, not a curated record